AGGCGAGCGGAGCAGCGCUCGGGGCUGAGGGGAGAGCGAGUCGGAGCUGGGGGAGGCAGGAGCGGCCAGGCCCCGCCAGCCGCAGGGCGCAGCAGCAGCAGCAGCAGGAGGAGGGGGCUCGCCAGCGGGUCGGUGCCCGGCGCCCCCCCCGGGAGCCGCCCCUGCCGGGACCCCCCCGCAGCCCGGAGGACCGGGGCUCUGACAGCCCGAGAGGAGGAGCCGGGCACCGGGGGCACCAUGUCCUCCCACCCGGCAAGAGGCGGAUGGACACCGACGUGGUCAAGCUUAUUGAGAGCAAACAUGAAGUCACAAUCCUAGGAGGACUCAAUGAAUUUGUAGUGAAGUUUUAUGGACCACAAGGAACACCAUAUGAAGGUGGAGUGUGGAAAGUUAGAGUGGACCUUCCUGAUAAAUACCCUUUCAAAUCCCCAUCUAUAGGAUUCAUGAAUAAAAUUUUCCAUCCCAAUAUUGACGAAGCGUCAGGAACUGUAUGUCUAGAUGUAAUUAAUCAAACUUGGACAGCUCUCUAUGAUCUUACCAAUAUAUUUGAGUCGUUCCUGCCCCAGUUGCUGGCCUAUCCUAACCCCAUAGAUCCUCUAAAUGGUGACGCUGCAGCCAUGUAUCUCCACCGACCGGAAGAAUACAAACAGAAAAUUAAAGAAUACAUUCAGAAAUAUGCAACAGAAGAAGCACUAAAAGAACAGGAAGAAGGUAACUGUAUUACUCUUCCCCCAGUCUAUUCAAUGACCAGGUUUAACACAGUGAACACUUUCAUGCAUGUCUCAUUUGAAGAAGCCAGUUUUCUAAUAAAAAGGUGUCCCCUCCUAAGCUUCCAAAAGAAUUACAAUUAGAGCUGAAAAUCUAAGGUAGACUCCUGGAAAAGUAAGCACAUGUAUAACUGCAUUGAUUUUCUAGGUUGUGAAGAUGCAGUUUGGCUUCUAUUAAUUGUCCAAGUUGCUCUGACUCCUCUGCACGUUACUUUGUGCUUACAGGCAGCCGACGCAAGGUAUUUGUGGGUAUAGAUCUGGAACUUCUCCAGCAAGAUGUUUCCUUGGAUAUUAAUGGAGCUUUACACAAGAAACCUAUAGCAUUGCCUGCAGCAUGUCGAAAAGAUCAUCUUCUUGGUAUAUUUCAUGUUUGAUCAUUCUCCCCUGUAGUGAUUGCAGCAGGAAAGGAAGCCUACAGUAAAUUCUCAAAACACCUGCAGUUCAAAGGAAUAUGGCCUAGUGUAAAACUCUUGUAGGGAAUAAAUUGAAAUGGAUUUCCCUUCUUUCUAGACUGGAACAGCUGCGUAUUGCCUCAUUCUGCCCUUUCUCCCAUCUUUCACCUCCCUCCCCAUCUCAAACAAGAACCGUCUGUAAAUAAACUACACACCCCUAGACUGGAAGAGAAAAGUGGAAUCGUUCUGAAACAGGAUGCCCAGUUUUUUUCAGUUCCAGUUUCUUUUGAAAUGCUAAUGUUCGUUUUUCUGAAAGAACCACUGCCAUUCUCUUCCCUGUUCAGAUGACUGAAUCUCAAAGCAUCAGCCCAGGUGGAACUUAACAAGCCUACUCCAACGUGACUACGUUUGAUCCACUGUAUGUAGAUUCGUGCUCUCGGUGAAUCCCUGAAUAUGAAAGCUUGUUAGUAACCUAUUCUGGUUGUUAUGGAAGUAGGCUCUUUGGCUUCACAUCUGAUAGCUUGUCACCUUGUUCUUGAGCUUUGUGUGACUUACAGAAAUUGAGAAAUAUCAAAGCUGCCCCAGAUCCGCAGAAGCGUCUCAAGAAGCUACCUACAUUGCCAACUAGGUUAAUCUUGAAUUUCAUCAGGUGUAUUUUUGACUCCUCUUUUAGGUUUCUAAGUGUAUUUUCUUGGUUCAUUUGACUUUCCAUAAUAAUUUUAGACUUUAAAAAUAAAAAUUAAGGAGGGGAGUCUUGGCGAAAGCUACUCUUAAGGGAGUGGCAUCUCGAUAUGAACUGAGUGGAAUAAUAAUGCUUUGUAAAUUAACUGGUAAUGUGUAAACCCUCAGUCAGAGGAGGGGGAAAUGGAAGUUAAAUGCUAUUUCUGUUACCUCUAAUGUUCAAAUUGGCCACUUAGGUUUUUGGGAGUACUACCUACGUAGUCACUUCUGUAAUCUCCCAUAUCCGUGUUUUAUUGCCACCCCCACAUUAUCUGCCUGCAGUGCGCACACACCAGGGAGAUGGAGUCCCCUUUUCCCCAUAAGGGAUGAGAAAUUCUGUAACCUGUGCUGCAGUUGGGUUGCCCUGGCUUUUCCCCCCCCUCCCAGCAAGACUAAUCACAGGGCAUUCUGAUGUAAGUGGUAGCUCUCAGGUAUGCAAGGACUCCCCCCACCCCAACCCCGCACCUUUGUCAGUUCUAUACCACACCAUGCAGGGGGCAUUGAGGAGAGGGCAGGGCUGUUGGCUGGUUUUUCUUUUGCUUCUUUUUGCUCAUCUGAAUUCCGCUGGCACUUUAGCAGGAGCGUGUGCAGCAUGAGAAAUGGCCAUUAUUUUACUGACUGUAUUUGAUACCUGUUGUGUGAUACUUGAAGAUAUAAAGGGUGUUUUCCCUUCAUUUGAGUCUAAGCUUUUUUCUUUUCUUUUUUUCCCUUUUUUCUUGCAUUGUGAUGAUGUAGUGGGCAUGCCUGUCACCAUGACAAAUGCCUCUUCUCUAAGAAUAUAACCUCUCAAAUAGUUGUGUAUAAUUAAAGAACUGUAAACUUUUUUAAAUAAAAGAUGUAUAUACCUUGACACUUGACUGGUACUUGAUCAGUAAGGUCUGGCUCUCAUAGGCAGCAUCCCCAGUACCUCCUGUCUUUUAAACCUCCAGCCCCCGAGAUUCAACAGCAGCUAUUAACCAGACUGCCCAAGAUUCUGCCUUCAAAACCAGUCCAGAUUUUUCCUAUAUGAGAUGCUCUGGUGGAAGAACAUCCUGUUGCAUAUGCAGUGUGUCUGAUUGCAGUGUUUGGUGUAACUAGGUUAUUAUAAGUCAGGAAGUCUGUUAAAAAUAGCUGAUGGGUGCAGUAAAAGAACCUAAUUAGACUAGUAUAAAUUGGUUUCUUUGGUUGUAGGCCCAUUGGCAGAUAAGGUUUGUGAAACUUGCCUCUGGCCAACACUAGAUGGCACUAUUUGCCACAUUCUCCACAAAGUGGUCUGGCAGAUUUUAGUAAAGGGUUUUUCAACCAAAACUGCUGUAAAUUUGGAUUAUGCCCUAAAUGUGUUGGUAAUGUGAGCAAGCAAAUGAGCAGGUUUCUUCAUCUUAUUAGAAUGGAUAUUAAGUGAGCUCUUCUAGGAAAAUACCUAAUGCAUUAUAUGUACAUGGAUCAUGCCAAGUACUUUAUAAAAUGUGAACUGGGGAAUAGGGGAGUGGUUUCAAGGUGUUUGCAGUUUAAAUUGGCCAAGGACAAUGUGGAGACAACGGUGCCAAAGUUAGAAAGCUGAGACCUCAACAGUGAGAUCUAUGCAGGAAAGCUUUGGGGAAAGUGGAUCUGAAGGGUGGGUGGAUAUAAAAGUAUUGUCUUACAAGCACAGUGUGUCAGUCAUUCCGAUUUUACACCUACAGGACAUAACCAAUACUCUUUCAAUUUCAAUAAGUUCCUCUAAAUGGAAGAAGUGGUGAGGGGUCUGUACGUUUUUCCUGAAAACUGAAUCUGAAAGAUAUUAAACAUAAAAGGAAGUGGCUCAGUUCGGAAGCUAGCUCAGCCAUUCAGUAACCAAGUACUAAGGGAUUCCAAUUGCUUGGUCAGCAGGUGAAACAAAGUUUUUAGCUUCAAAAUACAUACUUGUCCUUGGAGUUUCUUUACGAAGCCAGUGCCCCAUUAAACACGUCUCACAGUAGUUGGAUGUGCUAAUGUAAUCUGGGCUCUGUACAGGGCAGGAGAGCCCUAUGGCAAAUGUGUAUAUAUUAAACAUUUCCACCUGGGUUGGGCUCAUGCCUGUUCAUCACAAUCUGUUAAUGGACCCCCUUCAUCUCAUCUGUUACCCAUGGUUGUGUCAUGUCUGAACUAGAUUGUAAGUUCGUUGGGGCAGGGACAUGUAUCUAGUGCAUAUGGCAUUGUACAAUGCUCGAGACACAAUAUUUGGAAAGAUUUUCCAUAGCCUUCCCCUUGCAUAUCUGCUGCUUGUGGUUUCUUUAGCUAAAUUCACAUCUACCAGGGGACUUGCUUAUUCUAAAAAAGCCAGUGGAACUGCUUUGAGAUCUCCAGAGAAAUAUGCCCAUGGUUGAAUUCUGGAGAAAAUCCUUUACAUUUUCCAAUAGUUGUGGUUGUCUUCGUUUGUCUGGUGUUUUGAUAAGGUAUGUGCGUGCUGGGUUUAUUCCACUUACAGGUCUACCUGAAUUCUCCCCUCUAGUUUCAAUGGGAAACACUAUUUAUUUCAGCCCUAUCCUAAGCAGCCAUCGGAGUCGAAAUGCAUAGUUUAGCAGCUGCUUUGCUAUACUCAGUAUUUGUAUUAUUGUAGGGCCAGCCAGGUUGUCCCACCAAGAGGCCUCAUUGUGCUAGGGGUUAUACAAACAUGCUAGGACAGACCCUCCACUAAAGAGCUUAGUCAAAACAAGAUGCAACAAGUGUUUGGUCCUUUCUCCCCCAUUACAAUGUAAAUGUGAUAGGAGCAUGUGGUCACACAAACCCCCAAUGGUUGAGUCCAUUUCUUAAACUGUGGUGCACCUCUCAGGAUUACACUACAGAUCUAUGCACCAAGAGAAAAUUAAAAUCCUUAUCACGUCUACAAUGCAGUACACUCUCCUAUUUUCCAGUUCAGUCCUUUUCUCACUCUUACUGCCAUAUAUUUCUUGUAUGAUCUGAUAACACAAAUGUGAUGAUGAAUAUAUAUUUACUAAAAAAUAAUUUGAAAGUUAAUUCACUGCAGUUUCUUCAGCUGGUAAAUGGAUAAGAGACACAAUAUGUAGCUUUAAAUUCAGAAGAAAAAUAACUGCUGUUUUGAAGUACUUUUUAAAGGGUUUUUGUUUGUAUUGUUUUAUUUCUGAAAUCAUGGAACAUAAUACAGUAUAAAUAGAUAAAACGUUGAUAGCUAUUUCAUUUAUCUUCCUAGCUGUGGUUUAAUUGUUAUGGCGAACAAGAACUUUUAUUCAUGAAUGAAGUUUUCCCUUUUCCAAACCUCUCAGGUCUGGCUUGUUUUAGAGGGAAGAUGCUUAGCUUACAGCAAGGCAAGCUAUUACAGAUAAUUCUUUAGACGUCUAUUACAACUGCUGCAACAAUUAGUUUCUUGGAUCUAUAGUUCUCCUUUGAGUUGGUCAUUUCAUUGUAAUUUAAUUGUUUCUGGUUGAUCGUAAAGGUGUUGAAUUUUUUUGACAUAUUAAAUUUACUUGUUCAUGA
Messenger RNA from Chelonoidis abingdonii (Abingdon island giant tortoise), 5311 nucleotides. NCBI's taxonomy places the organism in Eukaryota, Metazoa, Chordata, Testudines, Testudinidae. The record is from RefSeq and is a predicted model, not a curated record.